This is a messenger RNA of Linum tenue, 1464 nucleotides long. The record is from the annotation of a GenBank genome assembly. Lineage: Eukaryota; Viridiplantae; Streptophyta; Magnoliopsida; Malpighiales; Linaceae.
UUCCUCGAUAUCUCGUUUCCUUUCCACGUACAUUUAUUAUAUCAACAAAUUUCCACUUGUACUCACACAUUGCAAAGCUGGCACCAGCUGCUGAGCUUCCUUUUUGGUUCCUCUCCUCUCCUGACCUUACUUACUAUUAUCAUCUUUUUCACGCGCUCCCCUCCUUCAAUUCCCCCGCCCCGCCUUCCCCACUUCGUCACUCUAUAUACCCCCCUCAAUAGCCACCAUGAACCUCACUCCUCAUCACAUCCUCAAUAAUCAAUAUAUAACAAAAAGAAAGGGAUCCUCUGUCUCAAAUUCUCUCCCCACGUGUUGAAAAAUGGGGAAGCCUUCUCUCGCCGGUUUGGCCUUGUUGGCAGCGACGUGCGCUAUCCUCGUCGGGACAGCAUUCGGCGGCGGCAGCAGCUUUAACGACGAGUUCGAGCUGACGUGGGGCGACCAGCGGGCCAAGAUCUUCAGCGGCGGCCAGUUGCUGUCGCUGUCCCUCGACAAGGUUUCCGGCUCCGGGUUCCGCUCCAAGAGGGAGUACUUGUUCGGCAGGAUCGACAUGCAGCUCAAGCUUGUCGCCGGUAACUCUGCCGGCACCGUCACCGCAUACUACCUAUCAUCUCAAGGGCCAACGCAUGACGAAAUCGACUUCGAAUUUUUGGGGAAUCUAAGUGGAGACCCUUACAUAUUGCACACGAACGUGUUCACUCAGGGGAAAGGAAAUAGAGAGCAGCAAUUCUACCUAUGGUUCGACCCUACCAGGAACUUCCACACUUACUCCAUCGUGUGGAAGCCGCAACACAUCAUUUUCCUGGUGGAUAACAUUCCAAUCAGGGUGUUCAAGAACGCGGAGAGCCUGGGAGUUCCGUUCCCCAAGAGCCAGCCGAUGAGGAUUUACUCCAGCCUGUGGAACGCCGACGACUGGGCGACACGUGGCGGGCUGGUGAAGACGGAUUGGUCCAAGGCGCCAUUCACUGCCUACUACAGGAACUUCCAGGCAACCCAUUUGUCUUCGCCCUCCAAUUCCUUCUCCAAUGGGGACUGGCAGUCCAACGAGCUGGAUCCCAAUGGAAGGAGGAGGCUCAGAUGGGUUCAGAAGUACUUCAUGGUUUAUAAUUAUUGUGCUGAUUCCAAACGUUUUCCUCAAGGUGCGCCCAUUGAGUGCAAAGGCUCUAGAUUUUGAAACUGAAAAAGAAAUACGUGACCUAAUAUUCCUUGCUUGUGGAUUAUUGUAUGAUAUAUAUAGUUUUUACAUUUCCCCUGUUUUCGGUUUAGACUUGGAGAUAUAAAAAAUAAUGUAAUUCUUUGUAAUAUAUAAGAGCCAAGGCAUGGCUUGUUUGUUAAUAAAAAUUAUGUUUACUCGUUCCUCACUGCAGUCCGCGGAAUAAUACACACAUCACAAAAUAUAUGUUUACUCUUAUGAUUUAAAAUCCAUGUCUCUGUAAGAAACGUUGUGAGAGUUACAAAGAGGAUUGG